AUGGGUACAAAUGGGGUUCUGGAAAUCCCUUGUCUUGGACGGCCAUUCCAACUUGCUAUGUUCUACGACUGUAGACGUGACUGCCUUAUUCCAGACACAACCAUGUUGGAUUCAGACAUUCUAACCAACGCCCUGGUCUGCCGUGACCAAUCAGGAUCUCGAUAUAAAGUUUUCAAAGGGGGGAGCCUUCCUGUUAAAAUGGAAAUGAUGAAAGCUGAAGGUAAUUUCAAAUUAAGUGUUCUUACAGGCCUCGCCAAUAUUUCAAACUACGCCGCCAGUUUUUUUGAAAAUAUAUUACCCAAAGAGCAGCAAGGUAUAGCAAGAAUAACACUGAUAUGCGAGAAAACAUCUAAGGUCGAAGAAGUUGAUACUGAACUUUUAAAAAGCGUUCCCCUAAAGAAUGGCGAUGAAGUAAACAAUGCCACACACUUUGUUUCGAGACUUCUAUAUGGCUCUAAAGACUUCUUCAUUUUCGAUCGGGAGGUAAAACGUUACGAGAAUUAUGGUUAUGUGAUGAGAGAUAUGCAGGAAUUCAUUGAAUCUUUGCCAAACUUGGACGAAAUACCAGAAAUGGAUAAAGAAGAAGCUGAAAAGCUUACUUGUACGAUGUAUGGCGAUACCUUCCUUCAAGAAAGCCCUAUUAGUCUUGGAGAAGCCUUCAUGCACUUAAAGAAACUAAGAAAGCACCAUGAGUCCGUGGUACCCAUCGAGGCAUGCUUACUCCCACUGAGUGCUGUAGAUAUUGAAGCUGCACGACAUGUAACAGAAACUGAAUCAGGAAUACUUUCUCAAGUGCAAGAGAUUUUGGAGAACUUUGCAGACAUCAACGGUCGAGUCAAUGGCUUUACCACGAAUAAAGCAUUUUCACAAUUUUCAAGCAUCCAAAAGAAGAUUUCAAAGUUCCAUGCAAUGGUAUCUCAAUACACGAGUGCACUCAAGAAGGAUCUCUCUAAUUUACUCCUUAAUGUCAGAAGCGGAGAUGCCGAGAUGAAACAGAUUACAGCGAUGUUAGAGAAAACAGUUGCAACGCCAUUUAAUGAAGUCUAUCUGUCUUCAUGGGUUGAUAAAACCAAGAGAGAGCUUAACUUGCUAUCAAUGUACCUUGAGAGUUUCAAAGAUUUUAAAUUUGCCUUCGAACCAGACCAGCUCGAUAGUGUCGUCAAUUCCCUUGAUUAUGAUAGAGUUGUGUGCUUCUCGUUUAUGAUAGACGACUUUCAAGACGAACAAAUUCAAGAGAUGGGAACUUACCUUCGCACUGGUAAGUGGAACAAGAAGCCUCUUGGUCAAAAAAGCUGGUUUGAAAUUGGCGAGUCACUAAAAGAGCUCAAGACCCAAGCCAGAACUUUCAGUAGCCUUGCAAAGUCCUCAAAAAGUGACAGCAGUACUAACUUUGUAGUAACUAACAUCAGUAGUCAAGGAAAAGAUGACAAGAUUGCAGUUAUCAAGAUGUUUCAGGACGGUCAAGAAGUCGAAUUCAAGCCUGAGACUAUCCUACUGCACACAUUAACACUAAGUGAUAGUGCUGAGUCUAUCCGCCCAAAAAUAACGACAUCCAAGCAGAACAGCAGUACCCAAUUUGAUGAUACAAGGUGUGGUGGCUCAUACACAGAUACAGAUGCGCUUUCCCCAGCGAGGCAACUGAAUCUAAACUUACAAGAAACAAAUCAAGGGGUAUUUGCAAGAACCAACAAUGAGAGGAGAAACGUCAGAACCAAAGUGAAACAAAUCCCAUCUGGGCCGCAUGAAUCAAUUCGAUUUAUCGCAUAUGAGGCAGGAAGUGAAGAUCAGUCUAUCUCUUCACAAAAACUCGCGGCUCACUCCGCUGGAUAUCAUUCUUUUGCGAAAGAUGGGUUUUGUCGCGAGAGGCACAAGGAUCUAACUUCGAUCAAAAAUGUUUCUUCUGAUAAUCAGUCAAGCAAUGCAAUGCGUUCGAUUGAAGAUCAAUCUAAAGAUCAAGAGGAACUGCCCAAAUUACCUGCUCUUACAUUAGCACAGAAAAUGCGACAUCAUUGUGAAGAGAUCGCUCUUGAAAAGGACGAAUUUGUUCCUGUGUACAAGCUUUCAAUGGACGAGACUUUGAGGCUAGACAAGGAAAUGAUUGUCCGAAAAUGCCUUAAAGACGAUCAGGACUGUGAAUCAAUGUAUACUCUGAAGGACCGACGAGAAAAAGUACUUUUGGUGAUGGGAGCUACUGGAGCUGGGAAGAGCACUCUAAUCAAUGGCAUGAUCAACUUCAUCAUGGGAGUUCAAUGGAAGGACGACUUUCGAUUCAAGUUAAUAACCGAGAAGGUUACUUCUCAACAUGAAAGUGUAACAAAAGAAAUUACUGCCUACACUAUCCAUCCAUUAGAAGGUUCUAACAUCCCUUACACUUUUACAAUCAUCGACACUCCUGGUUUUGGCGACACCAGAGGAUUGAACCGAGAUGUAAGCAUCACUAACCAAGUCCGAGAAUUUUUUUCUUUGAAGCCUCCUAAUGGAAUUGAUCAUCUAGAUGGGAUUGGGUUCGUUACACAGGCUUCGCAAGCGCGCCUUACUCCAACACAGAAAUACAUUUUUGAUUCUAUUCUGUCCAUCUUUGGAAAGGAUGUUCAAAACAAUUUUUUCAUGAUGUGCACUUUUGCAGAUGGAAAAAGCCCUCAUGUUUUAGACCUCUCUUCGCCAAGAAUACAAAUGCACUAA
Molecule: messenger RNA, 2682 nt
Organism: Stylophora pistillata
Lineage: Eukaryota; Metazoa; Cnidaria; Anthozoa; Scleractinia; Pocilloporidae
Product: verrucotoxin subunit beta-like
Source: RefSeq, a predicted model, not a curated record